CGUAGGUUGUGAAGUGUUUAUGCACUCAAAAGCGAGGUAUUGUGCACUUCAGAAUUAUGAGGACUGUUUUGUUUUAUUACAAACAAAUGUCCUUCUGACUCGAAGGAAGGAAAGUGCUUUCCACAAGUGGUGAGAGAAGAUUACACCAAGCGUAUGAAUGAAAUCUCAGAGCAGGAGCCUUGGUCUAAAUGGGUCCGGUUAUGCCUCCCAGUAAGAAGUCGGAAAGUUCCGGGGUCAGUGUCGCGAGUGGCCUGAGCCAGUUCUAUCAGGCAAGCUCCAUCACGCGCACCCUGCAAGAGGCCGAAGACAUUGACCUGGCUCUUCCCACCAUCAAACUAGAGAAGGGCAGUGUGGAGGACGAGGAGCUCACCAACCUAAACUGGCUCCACGAGAGCAAGAACCUUCUCAAUAGCUUCGGCGAUCCUGUGCUGAGGAGUGUCAGCCCCGUCCAGGACUUGGAUGAUGACACCCCACCCUCCCCGGCCCACUCGGACCUCCUUUACGAUGCCAAGCAGAACCCGAACUGCAAACCCCCUUAUUCAUUCAGCUGCCUCAUCUUCAUGGCCAUAGAAGAUGCCCCCUCCAAGAGACUGCCAGUAAAAGACAUAUACGACUGGAUCCUGGAACACUUCCCUUACUUUGCCAGCGCUCCCACAGGGUGGAAGAACUCAGUCAGGCACAAUCUGUCGCUCAAUAAGUGUUUUAAGAAAGUGGACAAAGACAGGAGCCAGAGUAUUGGAAAGGGCUCCCUGUGGUGCAUAGACCCAGAGUACAGGCAGAAUCUCAUCCAGGCACUAAAGAAGACCCCUUAUCAUCCUUAUUCCCAGGUGUUCACGACGCCACCCACCUCUCCUCAGGCAUAUCAAAGUAUGUCCAGUCCUCCAAUAUGGCCAGGAAGUCCCUUUUAUAGAAAAAACAAGGGAGUACUACUACAAGUCCCUCAGGGAGUGAUCCAGAAUGGAGCCUGUAUGAUGAACCCGGGCAUCUUCCCAGGAAUCCGACACCUUCCCAUUAGCCCCAUUGUGAGCAGGACAGCUGUUGUCAGGUCAGUACUUGCUGGCUAUGGAAUUAACAGUAACGGCGAGCCAAUCCUUAACUCGCCAUUGGUCUGCAGUGACCCCAAGGAUGACCACAACUACAGUUUUGCCAAAUCUUCCAGCUCUGAUGUCGGAGAAGAGACCCUCUGUGACGGAAGCGAGGUGAGCUUCCAUGCUAUCGAGGUCGGCAGUGACGCAGAGGAUGACGACAAGAGCAAAAUCAAGAAGGAGCCCAAGGAGUGGUCUGUGGAUGCCCUCGCAUUGGCCCAGCACAAGAAAAGGCAACAUUUGACAAAAGCCAAACUGAGAGUGGCAAGUGACACACUUCCUCUAAAAAAGAGGCGCACGGAGAAGCCUCCAGAAAGCGAUGAUGAGGAAAUGAAGGAGGCAGCCGGGUCCCUGCUCCAUUUGGCGGGAGUCAGGGCUUGUUUGAACAAUAUCACCAACCGGACGGCUAAGGGGCAGAAAGAGCAAAAAUAAUGAACAGACUGUAUUAUAAAGAGGAAAAAAAAAACAUCACUUUGAAUAGAAUUUACUAUUUUUUUCCAGGACAUCAGGUGAAUUCUACUGAUUUGUGGCAAUAUCAACAAUCACUUUGUUUUCCUAUCUUUAUAGGUAACAUUUUAAUGAGGGUUUCUUGUUUUAGUUCUCUUUUUAAUUUUAUUGUCUUUUUUAAUCUACGGAUAUUGAAGCCAUAGCUUUCCCUUUUUUUUUUUUUUUUUUAUAUUAAGCAAAGGAAUUCACUUGGCUGAUAAAGUGAUAGAGCUACACACAAAAUUUGCCCUGAGUGUCAUGGUUAAAAACAUGACAGGAAAUUUGUCUGCCUCUAAACGUAAAUGAUAAACAUUCUGCGCUGUUCUCAAUUUGUGGUGCAGCUCUACAUAGACAAUUACAAUUGACAGUUAUCUCUGAUGUGAAUAAAAUGUUUUCCCCUUGGUUAGAAGCACAGGGCCAUGCCAAAGACAAUCUUGUGGGCUUGAGUAAUUCCUGUGAUGUCACUUCCUCUUGAUGCUCUGCCCGUUGAUUCAGUCCAACAGCACUGGGUCAUGCAGUAAACGCUCAUGUCCUGUACUUGUCUUUGGGCUUGAAUGAAUCAUAAUUUAAUGAGAGAAAAGCCAUAAGCCUUUGCUAAAGUGCUUUUUAGAGGCAAAGGCAACUUGGUCUUUUAGAAUGACGUUACUAUACCUACAUUUUUGCAAAACAAUUUUUGCACGACUCAUUAUACGUAUCUUGGCAGUUUCCUGGUGAAAUGAACACUAGAGGCGUGACAACAAACACUUUUAUUCGCUUUCGACAGAUUAUCGGUUGAUAAACACUUCAUUUUUGCCCUGUUCCUCACACAUUGUGAUGUCUUGUGAACACUUUUACUAUAGCACAUUUUGACUUGUAAUAUGAUACAUUUUAACAUUUGCAUUACAUAACCAACUACAUUUACAAGCUUAUUCGAGUGUGUACAAUAGAACAUUGCACUAGUGAUGCGAAAGUCCGGGGAAUGAGUCCAGAAGAGCACGCAAGUUGCCAAAAGUGUCAUAGAAGCACCACAAAAAGAUGUUUUUUUUUUAAUCUCACAUUUACUUUUAUGACACUAUUGGUUAGGUUUAGGUUCAAGGUUUAGGGUAGGGAUGUAGGUUUUGGUGACUUAAAACUCUUAAAAAGUCUGUUUUAGUGCCACACAGUGAACAUUUCACCUCGGAACUGACCUCCUUCAUAUAGGUUGCCACAUAAUAUAACUUUGUAAAAAUGUCUCCCCAGUCUUGUAAUUUUCUUGAGAUCAGGUAGGGCAAAAGUGACACAUUAACAAUAUGUUUUUUAAAACUGCCCAAGUUUUUUCCUGAGCAAUUAAAAUAAGUGAUAUUGUCCAUCUAAAGUGAUAAGGGAUGGUGAUUUUUCUUCUUUGGCACAAUGAAAAUGGAAGCUUGGAGCUAAUGCUACAAUACCUGCCAAUUGUAUUUUAAUAGCAGAAAAUAAUGACUGUGGAGUUGUUUUGUGUUUGUUUGUUUGUUUGUUUGUUUGUUUUUUGUUUUUUGUUUACAUUUAAUUUUUUUUGUUUCAAACCCUCGUGAUGUAAUAAGCAAUUUCAUUCAGUCAGGAUAACACUGUAUAAAAGUUACACUAGACCAUAUUUUCCUUUCUUAAUUUAAGCAAUGUAGCCAGCAGGAUUUUCCAAAUCGUGUUGCAUGGGUUCUGUAAAGAAAAAGAAGACCUUUUUUUUUUGUUUUGUUUUUUAAUCAAAGUUCAUGUAAGGUAAAUAAUGUAUUUAGCAUGGAGCAUGAAUUAUUUUCAUAUAAAUAUAGAUCAUAGAGAACUACGGCACUGCCUCUAAUUUCUAUGCCAAUAGGCCUAGUCUCUUUCGUUGUUUUCAUCUCAUUUGAUUUGUUGUCCUCAUCAUAUUUCCGUUGAAGCAGGCAUUUUAAGAAUUACCUUCUUCAGGGACAAACAGUGACUGUUGGGAAACUCUCUCUGCAAUAUGACAACUUCACGCUACACGCAGGGUUAGGGCUGUCUCAGAGACCACAGCUGCCACCUAACGAAAACUGCUCCAGAGUUCCGAAUUUCAGCCAUGUCCAUGUCCGUGUCGUUAAGGAGAAAUUCAUAGUGAGUGUCAGUCCUCCCAGCUUCUUCCUGCUUUGUGCCUGCUUUUAUUUCAUGUGUAAUUCGGGUUUGCGUGUCUGUGAAUUAUUCAGGGUCUUCCAUUUAUUCCACAAGACUUUGGAUCUGCAGUACAAAAUGACACAUAGGUUUGUUCAUUUUUCUCUGUAUUACAUUGUAGCGCUGUUUUGGAGAAUUGUCAGUAUUGAUUUAGUUGAUCUUGGUACAGGCGGACAAACGGACAGAUAUUUACACUCACACAUACAUAUAUUUAAGCACUUAUAGGCAAAAAAGAAAGUGAUACCAGAGCUCAGUGCAAACGCUUGUGUACAUAUUUUCACGACCUCGCCAAAUUGCACUUUCAUUGAUUUAACGCAAGGAUGAUUCAGUGCCAAAGCCUGUAAUGAAUCUCUAUACACAGCAAAAUGGAGGCCACACUUGAUACGUAUGUCAAAUCAUAAACAUGUCAAUAAGUUGUAGCAUUUCUGUCAAAUACCCAUGUGCGAUAUCUUCAUAUUUGUUAAUAUCACAUUGCAUUGCUGUAAUUUGCUCAUCGGGAUGUCUUUUAUUUCAUUAAUUCAUACUGCCUUCCCCUCUUAUCUGAUAAUAAUGGUUCGACCCAAUGUUUUGUAGCGUGUUGAAUGUCAAACUCAUGAGUGUUAAUGUAAUGUAUUCAAUUGGCAUGCCUUUUUACCUAACUAAGCUAGAAAUUUCUUAACCACAUCAGAAUACCCCCAAUUUUAACCUUCGUACAGAUUUGUGACCUUGUUUUCAGUUUGGUCUUUUAUCAAAUUAACAUAUGCCAUAUCAAGUUUCACUUCAAAAUAGUUGAAAUGGAGGAAAACCAGUAGCAGAGAAAGCUAUGAAUACUUUAUAUACACUGCCUUUCUUCAACAGACAACACUCACUAUGUAACUUUUCCUUUUAGAGUUCUUAAAAUACGUUAAAAAGCAUCAACAAGAGCCAGUCAAAUAAGCGUUAAUAGGAGGCAAAGUGUUUCUUUUCUUUUCCCAUUGUGUUUUUUGUCAUUGAUAAUUUUGGUAAAAGGUUCUAAUGAACUGCCAUUAUGUUAAGUGUUUGAGUUUGUUAAGAUGAAAGUAAAGUUGAAAUGAAUUAUUCGGUCUGAUGGCAUGUGCACCCAGCUAAUAUGUCAAUAUAGAGGCAUAACUGCACUCUGUAUUUCCUUGACUUGUAAUCAUAUUGCCAAAGACAACAAUUUUAAUGAUUAAUGUAAAUAUCACUUUGUCCAUAACUACAACAAAUUCUAUUUGUUUUUGUUUCAUUUAAUUUUUCUCCAAACCCUACCAUAAAGUUUCUGUGACGUAUUGUCUUCCAGUUGCAAUAAAAAAAUAAAUAAAAAAAAAAGUUUCAAAGAUGA
Messenger RNA from Xyrauchen texanus (razorback sucker), 5004 nucleotides. RefSeq names its product forkhead box protein N3-like. The transcript has 6 exons. The record is from RefSeq and is a predicted model, not a curated record. Gene Ontology annotation, biological process: regulation of DNA-templated transcription. NCBI's taxonomy places the organism in Eukaryota, Metazoa, Chordata, Actinopteri, Cypriniformes, Catostomidae. Gene Ontology annotation, molecular function: cis-regulatory region sequence-specific DNA binding; DNA-binding transcription factor activity. Gene Ontology annotation, cellular component: nucleus. Bases 189 to 1517 code for a protein of 442 amino acids.